Parasteatoda tepidariorum (common house spider) is the source of this 6268-nucleotide messenger RNA. RefSeq names its product Ras GTPase-activating protein raskol (gene raskol). NCBI's taxonomy places the organism in Eukaryota, Metazoa, Arthropoda, Arachnida, Araneae, Theridiidae. The record is from RefSeq and is a predicted model, not a curated record. Gene Ontology annotation, biological process: regulation of GTPase activity.
UUCGUGAAUUUAGUCUCCAUCAGAGUGGAGGAUUCGAUCAUUGGGUUAUGAAAAGCGGUCAGUGUUUACUCUGUGAUCGGUUUACGAAUUUUAACGUCACUUUUGGAGUUAUGUACCUUUCCUCCUGAACUAUCUUUUGGAUUUAGUGAUAUUAUUCUACGCAAGUGCUCCUGUAAAUUGUUUUUGUCGCCAUGUAUUCUUCGCGGCGAUCUGGAUUGUUGUACGAAUAUCCGACACGCGUCGAAGGAUGGUUAAAUACUGUCGACAAGGAGGCUCUGGUAGGACGACUGAAAAACAAUAGAUGGCGCCAGCAAGCAAAAUCUCAACCGAUUGCUUGGAAACCAUAUUAUUGUGUACUUCUCCAAGAUGAUAGAAGUUUUACACACUUCCCAACCGAGGAAAUGAGUAUUGGCGAGCGACUCUUUUUGGAUUUACCUCGUGUGAGAUUGGAUGGUGGCCGUCAAGCUUUUCGACGAAGAUGGGGAUACGACAUAGGAGUACCCUCGGUUCCCGAAGAAGAUGAAGAUAGCAGUGAACUAUCCGAGACAACAUCGCUCAGGGAUGAACGCCUGCUACGAUUCUCCUCAAUGGAGACAUCCUAUGAGAAGGCUUGCUCGGAUCGCAGAGGUAGUGCUCCAGCUACACCAGUGCUGGGUAUUCGAACCAUGGAUACUACUACACCAUCUAGGUUUGCUAACUUCUUUUCGAAGCGCUCUUUCAAAAGCAAUCCACUGAAACGAACAAAAAGUGUAACCAAGCUAGAACGCAAAAGAUGUACUAUCGACGGGGACAGUCUGAGACGUACUAUACAACCUAAUCAAGACAAUGUGAGGCGGAAAGAGAAUUCAUUACGAAUAUGGAUAUUAGAAGCCAAAGGAAUGUCAGCAAAAAAGUGUAAAUAUUACUGUGAACUUUGCUUGGACAAGACUUUAUAUGCAAGGACUUCUUCCAAACAAAAGGGAGAAAUGUGCUUCUGGGGAGAACACUUUGAAUUUAAUAGCUUACCAAGUGUUGGAAACAUCUGUGUAAAUUUAUUUCGAGAAGCUGACAAGAAAAAAAGAAGAGAUAAAAAUGUUUUAAUUGGUUCUGUAAAUAUUCCUGUGUCUAGUAUUAAUGGAAAACAUUUGCUGGAAAAAUGGUAUCCUGUUACUACGGAAAAAGGAGCAAGUGGAAAGGAUAAUCCUUCCAUUCGAAUAAAAUCUCGCUUUCAAACUGUAGAAGUUUUACCACUUAUUGUGUAUAAAGAUCUCUUACAAUAUGUAAAGUCUGAAUAUAAAACUUUAUGUGAAAUGCUGGAACCUGCUAUCAGUGUUCGUGCAAAGGAGGAUGUUGCAACCACCCUUAUUAAUAUUAUGCAGAAAGAAAAUAUGACUAAAGAAUUUUUAGCAGAACUAGUUAUGUCUGAUGUUGAAAAAAUUGGAGAUCUUCACUUGACUUUUAGAGGAAACUCUUUAGCUACCAAAGGCACAGAAGCUUAUAUGAAACUUUUAGGAGAUAAGUAUUUACAAGACACUUUGGGGCUAUUUUUGCGAAUGGUACUGGAUUCUAAUGACGAUUGUGAGGUUGACCCCAUGAAAGUUACCAACAAUGCAGCAUUGCUUAGACAGCAGUCACAUUUAAUGACAUAUGUUGAAAUGGUUUGGGUUAAAAUUAUUAACUCUGCUUCUAACUUUCCACAUGAGCUGAGGGAAGUGUUCCAUGAGUGUCGCAAAAGAUUGACAGCUGCAGGAAAAGAUGAACUGUGUGAUAACCUGAUUAGUGCAUCCAUUUUCCUAAGAUUUCUCUGUCCAGCAAUUUUAUCCCCCAGUCUUUUCAACCUCUCACAAGAGUAUCCUCAGGGUAAAUCUGCAAGAAAUUUGACAUUGGUCGCUAAAACUGUACAAACUUUAGCCAACUUCACCAGGUUUGGUGGUAAAGAAAGCUUUAUGGAGUUCAUGAAUGGCUUUGUUGAAAAGGAAUGGAGUACAAUGAAGGCAUUUCUGCGUCAGAUUUCUAGUCCUCCCACCAAAGAGUUCAAUAAAAGAAAUGAAUUUGAUGGAUAUAUAGAUAUUGGUAAAGAAAUGGCUAUUUUGCACAAUUUGCUGACAGAAAAUUUACCUAGAGUAAAUCAAAAAUGCUAUUACGACCAUCUCGAUACUCUGAAGCAGAUACUCGACGGAAUAUCUGCUGCUUUGGGACGUACUCCGAUGGCGAAAAUGUCACUAACCCCAUCAUCUAGCACCAGCAGCACACACACAGACCACAACAGCAACUCCAUAAACAACGAAAACAUAUCUCUGAAACUUAGUGAUCAUUCCAAUAUGAAAAAUGUUCAUCGGGAGAUAGUACAAACGUAUGUUAUGAAUUCUGUCCGUACAGUGAAUGUUGAUACAGAUUACCAUUCCUUGACCACUGUCAAUCAGAAGAUGACACCUGUGACGCAUGCAAAUAGACCUUCGACUUUACCUCGCAAUGCCUACUUACUAGGUAGUGGAAAGAGGGCGGCUUCUGACCUAACAACAUCAGAUGACUAUGUUUUGUGCAGUGCAUUUGAUGCUGACAAGGGUCUCAUAUUGACUGGUAACCCAGAGAGCUCUCGAACGCACAACUCUGAACCGGUUUCUCCUCGUUUUACCAAAUCCUGCAUUUAUGGUGAGAUCAAAAGUUCUGACGAAUUCUCCACACCUAAUCAUCGACACCAUCAAAAGCCUGUGGAUUCUCCAACGAUGAACAACCCGAAUCAUGGCAUUAUACUCUCUAAUGCCAAUAUUAAUGGUACCAACACAGCCUCCAGAAUGCCGAGCAGAGUGCGGGACAAGGAACCUGCUAAACGAAGUGUAUCUUGUAAUGGACAGAGUAAUGAAGACACUGUGAAUACCUCUGCAGAAAUGGAAGUUUCUAACCACAAAGGAAGUCAAAUAUCUAUUAGCCAGCUGUCGAAUGUUGCUUCCUCUGGGUACCAGUCAUUUCCAUAUAGUCAAUCAAGUUCUCCAGUGGAUCCUGAGCUUCAACCAGAUAAGUCUUCUCAAAAUCCACCUUUGGCUUUCAACAAUCCUAUGUAUCAUUUCCAAACUCCAAAUGGUGCAAUAACAUGGGAUCGGUGCAAUCGCCAAAUUAGGAAACACCUUCGUCUAUCUCAGCUCAAUUCUUUCAGCAGUCUCAGUGCUGAAGAUAUAUCAGUCUUUGGACCAAACUCAUUAGCCAAUGCUGAUUCAUCUCUCACAAUGUCAGUUGAUGGAUGUCACUGUCCAUCAAGUUCAUCUUCAUCAGACACUGCUAGUUGCAAUUCCACCCCUCCUUGUGAAAGACGUAGCCUUUUUAAAUCCACAGCCCCUCGCACCAACCCUAGAUACUCAGGAGGAUCUCAUUUAUGUUGCAGUGCAACUAUAGCAUGCUCUCCAAGGUUAGCCACGAGAGCAUUGUCGCAUCCUACUAGAUCUCUUCACUUUUAUCAUCACAAGCAAUGCUUUUCAACCCCAUCUCAUUCUCAUAGGAAGAAAAGAAAUUUAAAUUUAACAUUGUCAAAUCCUGACCAAGAACAAACGACAAAUAUGACUGAAGUUGACAAUAGAAUUACACACCCUAGUACCCCUGUUAAUGAUAACUCAAAGUCUGAAAACAAUAAUGGAAAAACAAUGGAAGAUUAUGAGAAAGAAAUUGAAAAGCUUCAGGAAUCUAUGUCUGAACUUCAAUCAAAACUUCAAGACGCUGAAGACAAAUUGUCCAAACAAGAAUCUGCUACAGAAAAAGUGGUGGCUGAUUGGCAGGCAAGGCUUGAAGCCGGAGAAGAAAGGAUACGCCGGCAACAAGAUGAAAAAGACCAGCAGAUGAAAAAUAUUAUUACAAGGUUAAUAACAGUUGAAGAAGAGUUGCGUCGUGAACAACAGGAAAUGCAAGGUGUUAUAUUUUCAAAGCAAAAAGUUAUUGAUGCUCAAGAAAGAAAAAUACAGACUCUAGAUACUGCAAACACAAGACUUUUAGCUGCACUGGCACAGUUAAAAGAACGCUAUCAAUUACGGAAUGGAACUAUUUCUUCAUCUCCAACAUCUCCUACCAAAUUAGCAGUCAUUGAAAAUGGUGAUACACGCUUUAAAAGCAGUUCAUGCUGACUAUUACCUGAGCACUCUUACUUGUGAGUUUUUUUUUUUUUGUUCAAACAUAUGACCAAAUAUUAGCCGCUAGUGCGUUUUUCACUUUAUUUAGGGCUUCGAGAAGAAGUAAGCAAGUCAUCGUGAACGGGUAAAUUGUCACAACACAUGUGGUCUGUUUUUACUUCCCUGUUUAUUUUAAAAUGCAUGCCACGUAUAUGAACCUGAAAUUGCUGCUAUAAAUUGAUGUGCAGUAGAGCUUGUUCGUCUCAAAUCUCACUAUUAUGCUGCAAUAAUAUUAAAAUACGAAUGUCUUAAUUUUUAAGUAUGUAUGAAAAAUUUUCAAUAUUAUUAAUACACUAUUUUCUUGUAUCUCUAUAGUAUGUACCAAAAAUUUACAAAAACUUUUGAUUUAUUUAUGUCUGGAAUAAAAAAGUUUUGCUGAAAAUGAGAGAUUUCUAAAAUAUAAAAUGGAAAUUAAAGAUGUCUGGAAUAAAAAAGAGAUUCCUAAAUUUUAUGUGGUAUUAUUAAAAGAGAUUAUUAAUGUCAAGAGUUAAAUACAAUUUUGCUGAAAAUGAGAAAUUUUUAAAAUUAUUAGACAAUGUUUGUAGUCGAUUUUGGAAGGGGGUGAGAAACAAAAGACUCAUUAAAAAGAAGAAAAUUUAAAUUUUCACUAAGAAAUACUAUUAAUAAUAUUUUUUACCACAGAAAUAAGUUAUGUAUUAUAACAUACUUGCAAGGAAUAUUAUCUUCUUUUUUUAAUUCAUGUGAAGAAUUCUGUUUAUAUAUUUCAAUAAUUUUCACAAAAUUUUGCCUUAAAUUUCACAACUAGGCAGAAAACUUUUCAAGUUCAAAAACAGUUUUCUCAAUGAGUCUCCUAUCAAACUAUUAUCAACUAAUGUCAUAAUAUCUACAUACUUAUCACAAUAUCUACUCUCUAAUUCUAUUUUUUUUUCUUUAAUAAGCUGUAAAAUAGCCAUGAUAUAUCUCCCUCUUAACUUUUUCACAGAUAUACUGAUUAAAAAAUUAUUUCAUUCUGAGAUAUAUAGAUUUGAAUUGGCAAGCUCUACUUCAAUUCUACUUAUUGAAUUCUUUGUCCUUGUGAACUAGUCUUUAAUUUACUACUACCAAAUAGAUAAAAUAUCUAAAGUUAGAUUUUUGUUCUGUUAUCAUAAAUUUACUAAUGCUUUCAGUUUUGUUAUAAAAUUCUAUUGUGUAUUUGUACGUGCAAAGUGAUUUUAUUUUGUACAUAUCUAUAUAAAUAUAUUUGUAAAUAAAAUAUGUACACUCAUUAUUUUAGUAUGUACAUUUGUUUCAUUUAUGGUUGUGAAAGUUUUCCUCUGGAUUUUCCCUCACAAAAUUAUUCUUUAAGAGUGGUAUGCAACAUUUAUAACUUAUGCUAUUUUAAAAAUUAUUAAUUUUGAACCUCUUUAACUUUUCAUCAUUUAAUUGCAUUGUAAAAAACAUUGAACUUGAGCACAUGCUUUAGAAAAAUGUAAGUAAACGUGAGGAAAAAUGUGCUAACUUUAUUUUUAUUUACUUCAUUUUUCACAUUUCAAUUUGCUUUAUUUAAUACUACUUAAAAAGUCAUCUUAAAUCAUAUUUAAAAGUUUGACAUAAACAAAUCAUACAUCCUAAUAUAUUCAUUUCAUUUGAAUAUUUUGUGAUGAUGAUAGACUUAAUAUUGCAUUUUAUGUUAUUUAAAAAUAAGUGCUACUUUCAUAAAAUAAAAUGUUGAUCCAAAAAAUUGGAACUUUAUUCAAAAUUUCAUUAUCUAGUCCUCAAAUAGUUUAUCGAAAAAUUCGAGACUGCAUUUACUUUGUAUUAAAAAAAAAUUUAUUUCAGUGAAAAAUUAAUAUGUAAAUGCUUUGAAUGUCUUCAUUUGUUUUGUAUUGAAUACAUUUGUAAAUAAUCAUAUGUCAUGAGUAUUAGUCAUAAAAAAGAAAAGUACUAUGCAAGCUCUGUAUUAGUAAAUGACGUACAAGCACACUUUUAAUGUUCCCUCAAUCUAUGCAAUACAGUGUACAGAAUUGACUGUAAAAUAUUAUUUGUCAUACCAGUGAUAACUUGUUGAAUGAGAGAGAUUUGAUGAAUGUUACUCAAACCCUUUUUUAUACAAAUUAUUUGCAUUAUUGUUCAGUAAAUGUAGCAUAUACAUUAAUGUAUAAAAUUGACAUUUGAAAUAAAUUUUUUGAAAAAUA